This is a messenger RNA of Lucilia sericata (common green bottle fly), 586 nucleotides long. RefSeq lists its product as uncharacterized. The coding region runs from base 1 to 459 and encodes 152 amino acids. The record is from RefSeq and is a predicted model, not a curated record. The transcript is spliced from 4 exons. NCBI's taxonomy places the organism in Eukaryota, Metazoa, Arthropoda, Insecta, Diptera, Calliphoridae.
AUGAUCAUUGGCGGCCUAAAUGUUGUGGCCUAUUUUGCUGCUGCCAUUUAUUUAAUCUAUACUAUGGUGGUAAUUAAUUCGAAUGAUAAACCAGACGUGACCUAUUUUAAUGUAAUAUAUGCUCUAUUAAUAUUAUUUUGUUGGGCAAUGUUUGCCAUAUCUGGUCUACUUAUAAUGGGUAUUAUGAAGAGACGUCACAAAAUGAUGAUUCCUUGGUUGUUACUGGGUGCCAUUGGCUUCGUUAUAAAUUCAUUACGUUUGUCCUAUGAGUUAAUUGUUUCCAUGACCCAUGGAGUUGGUGCUGGUACAGUUAUAUCGAUAUUUUUUUCUAGUUUAUUGGGUCUUGGUCUUUCUGCUUUAAUAAUUUGGCUUAUUUAUACUUUGUAUAAGGAUAUAGAAAAGGAGAACAUUUUAAAGCCAACUCAAGUUAAUUAUCAGACUAAUACACAUGGGUGCUAAAUACUUUCAGCAAUUAAAGAUUGUUUAUAUUUUUUAUUUAAGAUUAUUCUCAGCCCUCAUUACCUAUUUAUUCCUUUUUGUAACCCUAAAAAAAUCCUAAAUUACAAUAAAAAUAUAAUGUUUUAUA